AAUGAUUUAUCCAUCUUUUAAAAACAGCCAGCAAUUAAAAGUUAUUUCAUCAGAUCAUGAUACGCUGUGGUAACAAAAAAUAUAAAAUAAUACUGUAUAGGGUCUACACUGUGAAUUAGUUCUCAUUCGCAAGCAUUCAGAAAGCCAGCAUUAUAUAAGCUAACCCUAGCAAUCAAUGGAAAGGGAUGCUCGCUAAAAUUUUAUUUCUGGCACACAAUUCGGUUUAUCAAUUAGUUACAGGAAAGAAAACACUGAAUCUUAUCAAAAUAGGCUAGAAAAACAUUUUGUACUUAAACAUGUGAUUGUAUGAGUGAUCCAUCUAAUAGCUUACACACGUUUUUAAAAGGCGGGAAGUAACCUGUUAGGAAUAUUAGUUUGUUAAAGUGAAAGGUAGGUUAGUAUAGUUGCUUUAUUUGCCGAAUUAAAUGAGAAUUAAAACUGAAAUUAGACGGCAGGUGGGAGCUACAAAGGAUAUGGCAAGGUUUAUCUCAGAGAAUCUUCCAAGAUCUUAGGUAACGUUGAUUGAAGAAAAACUUGGAAAAUGUCUAGAAAACAAUCUUACAACGGCUCAACAUUAAAUAUAAGUCAUGUCGUCAAACUUGUCAACAAUGCAGCAGAAGGAUUUAUGCACUUAGAUGGGAUUCUAAGCAGUUUAGGUCUAUUUUCUUCUCGCAACAAACUUUGGUGUACUUUAAAAGAUUGUAGUAGAAAUUUCAUUUUAGAAGACCCCUUAAAAGAUCCACUGUGUUUAAAUGGCCAGGAAACUGUUUGGGUCAGGACAACUCUUUCUCUGUGUGAAAAACAUUGUCGCAGUGGAAAAAAUGGCAGAAGCAGAGUGUGUGAAGGAAGGUGUGAAAGUCUUCAUCUGUGUCGGACAUUUUUACUGCAAUCUGAAAGUGAUUGUCCAUUUAGUUCUGGAAAACGAAAAUGCAUGUUUGGACAUGCGUUUAAUUCAGAGCAUAAUUUUUUGUUGCUGAAAAAACAUAAUUUGGAAGCUCUCGAUGAGUGUGAGCUACGAACUCUCUUCCGAAGGCGAGCAUCCAGAAAUCAUAUGACCCUUCCGCAAAUCUGUAUCUACUACAACAGAAACAAUGGCAGUAACUGCUCCAAUGAAAAAUGUAAAUCAUUGCAUUUGUGUUCAGACUUUGUUGAGAACAAAUGCCUGAAAUAUUGCCAAAAAAACCACCAGCUGGCCAACAAGCGAGUAAAGCAUAUUUUAAAUUUAUUUUCCAUCGACAAGUCGUGGAGCGAAGAAACGAUACUCCAAGAGCUUCGCAAAUAUCUCAGACCCAAUAUCACUGACGAUGAGGAAGAUACUUCUUCAAGUUCUGAAGACAAUGACCGGGAACAGCAAUUCGCCAUGCACGGGAACCAUUCAGCAUCAAACCAUCCAUGUGAUGGCUGCAAAAGUUUGAGAUGUCAAUUGGAAGAAAUGAAAACUGAAAUAGGAAACAUGGCAGCAGAAAUUAAAAAACUCAAAAAAGAUGUGUCCAUAUUGAAGCACUCAUCACAAGAACUCAGGGAGAGGAUCGACUUGCCUCACCACCUUCAAAGUCCAGCCCCCUUAGGAGAAAUACAAGCAAGGAUUGGCUCUGUAGAUACCCCAGCCCCUGAUGCUACAACUACUUUCUCAGGAUUCCCUGUCCAAGCUCCGGACAGUUCCAACUGGUCAUAGCCCAGAUCAUCUCCAAUAGUUCAUCAGUCUAUCAAAUUAUGUUCUCAAUUUAAUGGCUGAUCAUCUCCAAUAGUUCAUCAGUCUAUCAAAUUAUGUUCUCAAUUUAAUGGCUGAUCAUCUCCAAUAGUUCAUCAGUCUAUCAAUUUAAUGGCUGAUCAUCUCCAAUAGUUCAUCAGUCUAUCAAUUUAAUGGCUGAUCAUCUCCAAUAGUUCAUCAGUCUAUCAAUUUAAUGGCUGAUCAUCUCCAAUAGUUCAUCAGUCUAUCAAUUUAAUGGCUGAUCAUCUCCAAUAGUUCAUCAGUCUAUCAAAUUAUGUUCUCAAUUUAAUGGCUGAUCAUCUCCAAUAGUUCAUCAGUCUAUCAAAUUAUGUUCUCAAUUUAAUGGCUGAUCAUCUCCAAUAGUUCAUCAGUCUAUCAAAUUAUGUUCUCAAUUUAAUGGCUGAUCAUCUCCAAUAGUUCAUCAGUCUAUCAAAUUAUGUUCUCAAUUUAAUGGUUGAUCAUCUCUGGAUCUAAUUAGAUGAGAUAUAGAAUGGAUCUAAUUAGGUGAGAUAUAGAAUGGAUCUAAUUAGAUGAAAUCUAGGAUGGAUCUAAUUAGAUGAGAUAUAGAAUGGAUCUAAUUAGAUGAGAUAUAGAAUGGAUCUAAUUAGAUGAAAUCUAAAAUGGAUCUAAUUAGAUGAGAUAUAGAAUGGAUCUAAUUAGAUGAGAUAUAGAAUGGAUCUAAUUAGAUGAAAUCUAGAAUGGAUCUAAUUAGAUGAGAUAUAGAAUGGAUCUAAUUAGAUGAAAUCUAGAAUGGAUCUAAUUAGAUGAGAUAUAGAAUGGAUCUAAUUAGAUGAGAUAUAGAAUGGAUCUAAUUAGAUGAGAUAUAGAAUAAUGACUUUGAUCCCAGUGGUUGUGUACCAGCUGGUUGAAUUAUGUCAAUUACCUGUUGCUGUUGUUGGUUUUACAGUAUCAUUUGAUUUGUUUUCUUUUAUGUCCAGUAUAAUUGGAUAAAUAUAAUCACAUUUGUUAUUAUAUUUUUAUGGCACUGACUAACACAUUAAAGUAAAACAUAUUAUUACUGUGUAUAUAUUGAUGUGAACUUGUCAUAGUAAUUUACAAGCGGACCUAGAAAAUGUAACCUAGUUUUUAUUUUGUCUCAUGCUUUUUAAAAAAUAUAGCUUACUUCUAAGUUGCUCACAAGUUUGUAUUUAUUCUCUAGAUCAUCAACACCUUAUUCUCUAGAUCAUCAACACCUUAUUCUUUAGAUCAUCAACACCUUAUUCUCUAGAUCAUCAACACCUUAUUCUCUAGAUCAUCAACACCUUAUUCUCUAGAUCAUCAACACCUCUGCGCUAGGCCUCAUCAACCACCCACCCUCAUGAUACAGUUAUUAAUUUGAAGAAAAAAUAAUUUCUUUUCCGAACUGUCGUCUGAUUUUAAUUCAGUAAAAAUCAUGUUGCUGAGAAAAAUA
Physella acuta is the source of this 3122-nucleotide messenger RNA. RefSeq names its product protein mono-ADP-ribosyltransferase PARP12. Lineage: Eukaryota; Metazoa; Mollusca; Gastropoda; Physidae. The record is from RefSeq and is a predicted model, not a curated record. Gene Ontology annotation, molecular function: NAD+ poly-ADP-ribosyltransferase activity. Gene Ontology annotation, cellular component: nucleus.